Ceraceosorus bombacis is the source of this 1128-nucleotide messenger RNA. Lineage: Eukaryota; Fungi; Basidiomycota; Exobasidiomycetes; Ceraceosorales; Ceraceosoraceae. The record is from the annotation of a GenBank genome assembly.
AUGCGCAUCUUCUUUGCCCCGCCUCUGAUGACGGUGCUCUGCACCUCCGUGCUCGGCCUCGAAGCGCACGAAGCUGUUGCUCGUGGGCAGCCCUCGAUCAUAGAUUCUGCCACGCUCUACCCACGAGGAGCAGAAGGGCUGGUCAAAGCAGUGCUCGAGAAGCCACGCAAGUCCUUUAGCCUGCUCAUACCCGACUUUUCCGAGCAGGAGAUGCAACAAAUUCACAAAGAGUCUCUGUCGCUCAAGUACCCUCAAUAUCCCAUGCCUGGAGCGAAACAGCGAAGGAGCGAUGAAAGGAAGCUAAACACACUGACCCGAGCUCAUCGACGGCACCCUCAAGAAAUCUUUACCGACCAACGAGGCUGGACGACGGUGCGAGAGCUGAGCGAUGGUCCUGUGGUGCAAGGCCCAAACAAGAGGCCUCGCAAAAUGCUGCAGCCAUCGAAGCUUCACUCCCCACCGACAGCUCGAUCCACUGGCUCGAGUACUGAGAGUCUGCUUCGCAUGUUGGUCGAAGAAGAGCGCAACGGACCCCCUCAGCCGCUGACCCUGACGCGAGAGCAGAUGCUACAAGCCUCUCUGCCCCUGUCGCCCGAGCGCCCAAGCUCCCCCUUCCGCCAACAACGGCCUGCCUCUCCGAUUGGCUCUCCGAGCAGUGUGGGCAGCGGCAGCAGCCCCACGUCCCAUAGCUUUCCAUGGGAUGAUGAGCGCGAACCAACGCGCCGUGCUGCUUCCUUUCAGGCUCAGAUGGCCAGCUAUCGAAGCAAGGGCGAAGCGGGCACCUCCACGCGCCCGACGGCCCCUCAGCUCACGCGCCAGCGGAGCGAAGCUCGAGAGAUUCCAAGCACCUCCGGCCCACGCCCUCUGCGUCUAUUCAGCCACUCGCCGCGCACGCGAGGUGAAGACGCCGACUUUCUCGUGGAGGGUGUGGGGCAUUCGCCUAGAAAUGCGGGCAAUGCGUUGCAGAGGGGACGUGGACGUGGACGUGGAAGAGCGGGCGGAAGAGUGGGCAGCACGACCUCCUCUUCUAGCGGAAGCGGAACGGAGAGCGAGCGGGGAAGCAGGAGGAGCAGUCGCGAGGAUCUGCAAUUUGAGAUGGACCUGGAUGAUAGAUCGGCGCCCGGCUAG